GUCUGCAUUGUUCAUGAUUCAUGAUGAUACGCUCACAAAAAUUAGUAACCUCUAAGCACGUUGAUUUACCGUUUUACCAGUGCAAUUUAAUUGUAGGAAUUAUCAGAGCUAUUGAACGUGGAAGAAAUGGCAUUAUCGGAUUAGUAAAACGGAGUAUCUUUCAAGCUUUUGUUUAUUUUCAUAUAAUAUAUAAUGUAUGUUACCAUUCGAUGGCUAGAACAGAAGAGCAAAACCAAGACGCUGGUAGUCCUGAGAAACUGAUUACUAAAAGUCUACCUUGCGAGAAUCCUCACGAAGUGCAUGGAUUUGUUAUUUUAAGCGACCUUCCUUCAGCUGAUCCAGUUUCGAAAUCUGGCUGCCAGCAUAUUAACAAAGCUAUUGAUGCUACUUCAGUUAGAAAAGGUAUCUUACGUGCUGGUGGGUUUGCUUCGUUGAAAUGUGUCACUUGUAAAAGCCAAUCUUUGAGUGAUUUCGAGGAGAAGGAUUUAUCAUUGUGUUUGAAAUGUGGCGCUUGUAAUUGCGACGAGCAUUUGGUGAAGCAUUUUGAAAUUCCUCGUUCAGAUCCUCAUACGUUGUGUGCGAAGAUUACAGACUGGAGUGUUCGAUGUCAUAAAUGCGAUAUCAAUGUGCCAGUAGAAAGUAGUGGUAAAUUGAAAGAGGGAAUCAAUUUAUUGAAACAAGAGCAAGGUAAACCGUCGAGAGUAGUACCAAAGAUGACCACUUUCGAUCCAGAGAUGACGGACGGUGAGGCAGAAUCUACCACUCAGUAUAAUAGAAAUGCAGUUAUUCCAUCGUCGGCGUGUUCUGUGAAUGUAUUACGUAAAACAACGCUUCCUUCGCCUAAAAUUGGGCAACUGCCAUCUCCUAGGGGUUUAAUGAAUCUCGGAAAUACGUGUUUCAUGAAUUCAGUUCUUCAAUGCUUAGCUCAAACUCCGUUCUUAUUAGAUGUUCUACUCGAAAUCGCCGAACCUGGUGAAAGGGCUACGUUAAAUAUCACCGAAGACGGUGAAACCAAACAAAUGACUGUCGAAUUAGAUAAAUGGGGACCAUUAACGGAAUCAUUAGCUCAUACUUUGAGGGAAAUGACUCGCGAUGCGAGUGGCGUUUUUCAGCCCAGUCAGCUUCUUGAUACUUUGAGGAAGAAAUGUCGUACGUUUAUUGGUUAUAAUCAACAUGAUUCUCAUGAGCUUCUUAGGCAACUAUUAGAUAAUGUGAAAACUGAAGAUAUUCGACGAUAUCAAGGUCAUAUCUUGGCGUAUUGUGGGUUGAGUAAGAAAGCUCAUCCAGACGAGAUGGACGAAAAGAAACGAGCUUUGGCAAAGAGUCUGAAUCAGAAACUAACCGAAUUGGUGAACAUAAGGCCUGAUCAAGUUUUUAAAGGCACUUUAGUUAGUACAGUACAGUGCACUAAAUGUCAUCAUAAAUCUGAAGUCAUUGAGAAUUUCCUUGACUUGAGUUUGCCUGUGUCUUUUGAAAAAGUACAACCUUCUACGUUGGCCAGAAGGAAAAAUGUCUUCAAUGAUGAUGAAAAUCGGCCUAAAUCGAGUCACCAGAAGAAGAAGGAAAAUAAAGCAGCCAGGAAAGCGAAAAAAUUAGCCAAAUUUAAAAAACGUUUGAAAGAUGAUGAAAAUAAAAGUGCGAAGAGUCCUUCGACUGACAAAAAGGAUGUCGAUGAAUCAGGAUACAGCUCUGCCAAAGCGACAUCUCCUGUUCAGAAUAACAAUAUCCAGGCAUCGAUAGAAAAUAGUAGAAAUGAAAUUCUAGCCGAAGCAUUAAGCGAAGUAAAUUCAUCUUCAUCAUCUCCGAUUCGUAAUAGUAAUACUAAUAGCGAAGUUGAGAAUUCUUCUAAAACACCAACUCAAGCUAGUACGGUAGAAUCAUCGAUCCUGAAUGGACCUAAAAAUGAUGUAGCUUCCACGAGUUCGUUUUUCAAUAACGAUAGCACACCCAAUCAAGCUGUAUUAGUCGACAACAAAGGUUCUCCAGAUGAUAUAGAAGCGAUAGUGAAUUCUUUCUACGACGAUAAAGUCGGCGAAUCCGAUCCAUUCGUACCAGGAACGCCUGAUAUGAGAUGUAGACUGGAGAAUUCACCAGUCGCGCCAUGCGAUGGUUAUUCCAGCAGUAGCGGAGGCAGUGCUGAAGAGAAAGACGAUAAUUACGAUUACGAUCUCGAAGAUGAUGAUGAAGCAGCCGAUGGAGACGAUGACGGAUCUGCCGAGGAAGAUAACGCCGACGAUGUUUCCGAAGACGAAGGUAUCAACGCCACGUUACAGCCUACUGACAGAUACGAUGACGGUUCUAUAAUGUCGUGUUUGGCUCAUUUCACCUCAUCUGAAAUACUAACUGGAAAUAAUAAAGUGAAAUGUGAUUCGUGCACUGAUAGACAAAACAAAGAUGUUGGAGAAAAUGAAAAAAAAAAACCAGUUUAUCAGCCUGCCACUAAGCAAUUACUUAUAAAUUCUCCUCCUCCUAUAUUAAUUCUUCAUCUGAAACGUUUUCAAGCUAUGUACACCAGUUUGCGUAAAGUUUCGAAGCCUGUUGAUUUCCCUCUCAUCCUCGAUAUAGCUCCUUUUUGCUCGGCUAAAUGCCAGAAUCUAUUGAUCCCUGGCCAAAACAAAAUUUUGUAUUCGUUAUACGGUAUUGUGGUUCAUAGUGGGUCUUUGCAAGGAGGUCAUUACAUUGCUUACGUAAAGGCUAGGAAACCGGUCGAGAAAAACAGUUACCGUAGAGCAUUUUUACCAAAAUCUGCAAACAACUCGGUACAAUUGGAAAAUUUAACAUUUGAGAACAUCGAACGAAAGAUUGAAGAAGAUCAAAGUAGUUCCAGCACCUGGUAUUGUAUCAGUGAUUCUAACGUAUCAAAAGUCACGUCCGAAGAACAAGUAUUGAAAAGAGAAGCCUAUCUUUUAUUCUAUGAACGAAUUUUUUGAUUUUUGUGUUAUUUAACAUUAUUUUACGAAACAUUCAUAUUUAUUUAUUAAAAGAAAAUGUACGAUUUUAUGUUAUCAUUACGGUAUAAUACUUUGUAGUUGAAAUUUCAUUAUUUUUGUUUCGGUGUUGAAUCGUUCCGUUUCUUUAUAUGCAACGAAGUGAUACUGCUACGUUGACGGUAAGAUAGUGGUUGUUAAAUUUCUAAUUGUAAUUUGUAAUUUAUUCAUUUGACGGUUAUCCUCCGCGCGUGGUGGUCGCAUUACUAAAUAUUUCAUUUGAAAACUAAAUAAAAUCAGUGUAAAAGUAUCAGUGAAUUUCGUAAUGUUGUAGUAUUUCUUUACGUAUAUUCUCCUCUUUUUAUUUACUUUGUAAAAAUGUGAUUUUGUAUAAUAAAUUUGUUGGAAUUAUUUAUUAACAAAAGUUCUGCUAAUAAAUUAUCUUGUUUUGAAA
Molecule: messenger RNA, 3381 nt
Organism: Planococcus citri (citrus mealybug)
Lineage: Eukaryota; Metazoa; Arthropoda; Insecta; Hemiptera; Pseudococcidae
Gene: Usp16-45
Product: ubiquitin specific protease 16/45
Exons: 15
Coding region: 21-2930 (969 amino acids)
Biological process (GO): protein deubiquitination
Molecular function (GO): cysteine-type deubiquitinase activity; zinc ion binding
Source: RefSeq, a predicted model, not a curated record